This is a messenger RNA of Hyalella azteca, 2047 nucleotides long. RefSeq lists its product as uncharacterized. NCBI's taxonomy places the organism in Eukaryota, Metazoa, Arthropoda, Malacostraca, Amphipoda, Hyalellidae. The coding region runs from base 52 to 1530 and encodes 492 amino acids. The record is from RefSeq and is a predicted model, not a curated record. The transcript is spliced from 10 exons.
UCGACAAGUCCAAUUAAUAAAGACAAAGGCUAUCAACUUAUAGGGACAGGGAUGCAAUACGUGGUCUUUGUCUCCUAUUUGUUGGUGUGGACGGUAGGCGAAGUGUGCAGUGAGUCCUCGAUGAUCCUGCAGCGUUUUUCAGCCGUCAACAGACACGGGAAAUUAGCUGACGCGACUCCCAUUUCUUCACAAGUCGUGUUCCUGCUCAGCACCUGCCUGGACAUGUGCUUUGCUGACCCCAACUGCUCCGCCGUGCAGUAUCAUUUACCCUCGAGGAGGUGCGAGCUGCUCAACAGGAGCCUGUGCGACGGAGGCGCUGACGGCGGGUCUCUCCUGCACGACUCCCAGUGGCGCUACUACGACCUCAACGCCACCAAAGCCGCGGCAAGCGGAGACAUUUUCAUCAACGAGACCCAGUGCGAGACUGAAGGGAAGUGUUCAGCGCAGUGUGCACGUGGAGCUGGAGAGUCGUGCUCCAGUGACGUGCAGUGCAAGGCGCUGUCGGAAGACCUGCACUGCAACACUGCGCUGUCUGCACCGCAGUGCAGCUGCAGGCCCGGCAUGUGGGCUUACAACGCCACUCACUGCGUACCCCAGCGAGUCUGGCGCAUGGCUCAGCAAACUUGGUUUGGCAAGCGGCUUGUGGGCGGCGUCUGCCAAGUGUCAAUAACAGUCCGGAGGACGGCUCACUUCCGCUUUCUCGUGGCCAACAACGAAGACUUCUACGGCGGCAAUUUGCGACAAAUUCAAAUUGGUCUUGGAACAGACAACAGUGGCACCCGAACGCUAAUUUAUAACUCCUCCCUCUGGGUUGACCCUUACUAUGUCAGCCCAACUCCAAUCUUCAACGGCACCUUCCAAGAGUUCACUCUGUCGUUCUGUGAUGGAGCUAUCAGAUUCGGCUACGCUGGAGAAGAGCCAUUUUUCAAGUACGAUGACCCGAACAAAUACGUUAUCAAAUACAUAGCGUUUUGGGGGGUCGUUAGAAAUGUUGGCAUCGACGACUACUUGUACGUUCCUAGCGCCCUGGUCGACCCGUACUACCCCUUCACCGUCCAGACAAACACUCUGCGCACGAACGGAAACUUUUGGCAAGUGUACGACCUCUCGCCCAACGGCAGCCGUCUGCACGACUUCAGCAUACGCUUCAUGUUCAAGGGCGGGGCUGACGCUAGGUUAGCCGUCUGGCAGAGACGCGACUACUCAUACCAAUAUCAACUACGACUGUUGAGGAACGAAGUGAUCUUAUACCGCUCCGACCUCGGUUGGUUCUACAACGUCUCGGCCCCUGACCUGACAUCGAGCUUGGAAUUUCGGUCUUAUUACAUAACCAUGAACUUUGGAACUUUCAGCUUUGGAUUACAAGGAUAUCCGACUCCUGUGAUGUUCUACCAGCGACCGGACAACUACACUGCAGGAUUUAAUACUCUCCUGAUCAGCGCGUGGUCGGGGUACAGCUACUGGCAGUUUCCGGACUUGCCCCACUUGGCCAACAACGGGGACGGCGGUGCCACGGUCCCUGAAGCCUGAGAAGCAUGUCAACUUGAUGUUAUACGUUAUAUUCUUUCGUAUGAGAACAUCAAAUGUGGUAAUUAGGAGUUGAAUUUAUACACAUGUUUUACCACUUAGUUAAUAAUUAGUAAAGGUGAUGGUGCGUUUUCACUAAAUACAUCUUUACCAAAGAUAUGUAACACUAACAUAAUGGCACUUUGGAAGGGAUUCAUUUAUUCACAGCUAAUUUUCACCUUUCUCCACCCUCUGAUUUAAUUAUCAUUAAACUUGAUUGAUGCUAAGGUACAACUUCCUGGGGCAUUGAAGACCUACUUAGUUUGAUACGAACAUCAAAUAAAAAUUUUACAGAGCCAAGCUUCUAUUACUAAAUAUGUUAAUCAAUCUUAUUAAAUUAACGAAACAAUCGGUAAAACUUUUUAAAUUAUCAAGCCUGGAUUCAUGCUAUCUACUUGCUCCUGAUGUCUCCGAAGAUACGUACAAUUAAAUCAGAAGGGAAGAUGUUAAUUAGAGUAUCUUUUGGAUAAGGAGUGGGAUA